AUGCAACAACGCGAGGUCACAAACUGCACUAUCUAUCAAGUUUCAUCCAUCAGUGGCCCUUUCAUAUCCUCUGGACUACCGGAAACCCUGGAUGUGAAGGUAAACACCAUCGAUUCCAUAAGGGAGGGGCCCUUUCCUGACACUGGAUUCAAUACGACCGGCAAAUUUUCCCAGUCAAACAUUGCCAUAAUUGGCUAUUCAGGCAGAUAUCCCGACUCAGCUUCCAACGAGGAAUUCUGGGAUUUGAUACUCGCUGGCCGUGACGUGCAUCGUACAAUCCCGGAAGACAGAUUCGACUGGGAAGCCCAUUACGAUCCUACCGGCAAGCGUAAAAACACCAGCCGUGUGAAGUAUGGUUGCUUCAUCAAGGAGCCAGGUGUCUUCGACGCACCAUUUUUCAACAUGUCUCCACGGGAGUCUGAGAAUGCGGAUCCUGCGCAGCGAUUGACUAUUACUUCUGCCUACGAAGCCAUUGAGAUGGCUGGUCUCGUUCCCAAUACGACUCCAUCCACCCAGCAAGACCGCAUUGGGGUUUUCUAUGGAAUGACCAGUGAUGACUGGCGUGAAGUCCACAGUGGGCAGGAUGUUGAUACGUACUAUGUCCCAGGAGGAAACCGCGCUUUCUUACCGGGUCGCAUCAGUUAUUUCUUUCGAUUCUGCGGACCCAGCUUGUGUAUCGACACGGCUUGCUCGUCCAGUCUUGCAGCCAUUGAAACUGCUUGCACAUACUUGUGGCGAGGUAAAGUCGAUACGGCCUUGGCCGGCGGUGUUAACAUUUUGACCAGUCCGGACAGUUUCUCUGGGCUGGACCGAGGCCACUUUCUGACUACCAAAGGGAACUGUAAUGCUUUCGACGACGAGGCCGAUGGAUACUGUCGCUCUGAUGGCGUCGGAACCGUCAUUUUGAAGCGAUUCGAGGAUGCUAUCGCAGACAACGACAUCAUCCAUGGUGUGAUUCGUGGAGCACUCACGAACCACUGUGGCCGCACGGACUCUAUCACUCGCCCCUUUGACGGUGACCAGGCGAGCCUGUUCAACAACGUCAUGCGAAGCGCUGGAGUCGAUCCUCUUGAUGUGACCUACGUCGAGAUGCACGGCACGGGCACUCAAGCAGGUGAUGCUGCGGAGAUGAAGUCGGUGCUAUCUGUUUUCGGGCCCAAUCAACAAAAGAGAAGAAAGAAUCCUCUCCACCUCGGCACUGUCAAGGCAAAUAUCGGACACGCCGAGUCAGCUUCCGGAGUCUCGUCGCUGGUCAAAGUAUUGAUGAUGAUGAAGCAUAACACUAUUCCACCGCACUGCGGCAUCAAGACUAGGAUCAAUCACACAUACCCGACAAACUUGGCUGAAAUGAACGUGCACAUUCCCUUCAAGCCUGUGCCGUGGAGCAGAGAGGAAAUCCCUCGAGAAAAACGCAUUGCGUUCCUGAACAAUUUCAGUGCGGCUGGGGGUAACACAGCCCUGCUUCUCGAAGACGCUCCUCCAUUUCGUGGGCCACAACCAACAAAACGAGACCAGCGUGCGGGUUUACCAGUAGCUGUGACGGCGAAGAAUAACAAGUCGCUCAAGAUGAACAUCGAGGGACUCGUUGCUUACCUCAAGGAGAACCCGGAGGCCUCACUUUCUUCACUGUCAUAUACCACCACUGCGCGAAGAAUACACCACGGAUACCGGGUUAUCGUGACUGGAUCGGACGUGGAAUCCAUUCGAAAUGACCUGCAAAGCACUCUUCCUGGUAUCGAUAACCACAAGCCAAUUCCGACAGCGGCCAAAAUACCCAAGAUCACGAUGGUAUUCACCGGACAAGGUAUCGCUUACCAGGGGAUUGGCAAGCAACUGUUCGACUGCGUCCCUUCGUUCAAGGUGGACGUCUUACGCUUCAACAACAUCGUCGAGCGACAAGGAUUCCCAAGCUUUCUCGCCCUUGUAACCGGUGUCGCUGACAGCGCCGAAGAUACACCACCGAUAGUCACGCAACUUGGUCUUGUUUGCAUCCAGAUGGCACUGUACGGUCUUUGGAAGCGUCUUGGAGUUUCUCCAGUGGCCACCGUUGGCCACAGUCUUGGGGAGUACCCGGCAUUGUAUGCUGCAGGUGUCCUGACAGCCGCAGAAGUGAUCUACCUAGUUGGUACACGGGCUCGUUUGCUAUCCGAAAGGGCCGUCCUAGGAGCAUAUGGUAUGCUUGCCGUUAAGCAAUCCACCGAUCUUAUCCUCCCCGAGCUCACUGACACCGCCUGUACUGUGGCCUGUCUCAACCAGCCCUCGAGCAAUGUUAUCAGCGGUCCAACAGAGCAAUUGAUGCAGUUGAAGUCUCGGUUAGCAGACAAGGGUGUUGACAGUAUCCCUCUGGAGAUCCCCUAUGCCUUCCAUUCGACUCAAGUUGAUCCAAUCCUGGAGGAUUUCAGGAAGGUUGCAGAUGGGGUUCGGUUUAACGCUCCUUCGGUUCCUUACUUUUCACCGCUUUUGGGAAAGGUUAUCCCGGCAGGUGACACUGAGUCUCUCGACGCCUCGUAUUUCGUCAGCGCAUGCCGCCAACCAGUGGACUUCCAGGCUGCAAUUGCAGCAGCUUCAUCUGGAGGCUUAGUCCAAGCAAAUACACUAUGGCUGGAGAUUGGAUCCCACCCAGCUUGCUCGGGCAUGAUCAAGGGAGUCCUUGGUCGCGAAAGUCUCACGCUUGCUUCGCUUCGGAAGAACACAGAUGCCUGGUUGGCGCUCACGACCGGUUUAGAGACACUGUACUCGCACGGAAUUGAUAUUGAUUGGUACGAAUACCACAAGGGCCCGUCAGAUGUGCCACAGCCGGAAAUGUUAUUGCUGCCGCGGUAUGCUUGGAACCUGAAGAAUUACUGGAUUCCUUACCGGAACAAUUUCUGCCUGAGUAAAGGCGACCUAGUUCAGGAUGUCAAAGCCGAUGUGCCGCGAUAUCUCUCUCCUUCCGUCCAGAAGGUGGUUGAAGAAGAUCACAAUUCUGAAAUAUCGACCAUCCUGGCUGAAUCGGAUAUCCACGAUGAGCGAUUGGCUUCUAUCUUCGAAGGACAUGUUGUUAACAAUGCGCUGAUUUGUCCAUCCUCUCUGUACGCAGAAGUUGCACUCACGAUAACUAAGUACAUGAUGCGGAAAGUCGCCAAAGAUACCGAAGCCAUCGGGUUAGAUGUAUCCGACAUGACGGCACCAAACCCGUUGGUCUCUCGACUAGACACAGAACCCCAGCUAUACCGUGUAUCAGCAUCUGCAGACUGGCAUAACGAUCUUAUCUCGUUCCAGAUCUUCAGUGUCAACGACCAAGGCAAGAAGACUCUGGUACAUGCCAACUUUGUGGUCCGUCUCACACCAAAGCAAGCCUGGCUAGACGAAUUCAAACGCAAUGGCUACCUCAUCCAAAGCCGGAUUGCUUCCCUUCAUGCUAGCGCUGAUGGCGGUACUGGUGGCGCGAACAAGCUUAAACGACGCAUCGUCUACCAACUCUUCUCAGCUAUUGUCAAUUACGGUGACAGCUUCCAGGGUAUGCAAGAGGUCACUCUGGAUAGUGAGAACCAUGAGGCUACGGCGCGGAUAUCUUUCCAAGUUGACGAAAACGGAUUCACGUUCAACCCGUGCUGGAUCGACAGCCUUGGACAUAUCGCCGGGUUUAUCAUGAAUAGCAGCGAUGCUAGCCCGUUCAAGACGGGGGUGUUCAUCAACGCUGGUUGGGAGCACAUGCGGUGUGCUGUUGAUUUUGUCAAGGGAAAGGAAUAUGAGGUUCACAGCCGCAUGCAGCUUCGGACUGGGAAUACAUAUAUCGGCGAUACGUAUAUCCUGGAGGACCAGAAGGUUGUGGCAGUAUAUGAGGGCGUUAGGUUCCAAGGCGUUCCUCGACAUGUCCUCGACCGGCUGCCGCAUCAAAGGACCAGUCCUCAAAUUCCACAGCAAGUCCCUGUUCAAAAGAAACAAACGUCCCGCCCAGUUCUCAAACAGGUACCGAAGAAUACAACAGCAAGACCAUACAUUGGUACCCGGGUGAUGGCGAUUAUCGCAAGGGAGGCUGGCGUCGACUUGACAGAAAUGGGUCCUCAUGACGAUUUUGUCAACCACGGUAUCGACUCGCUUUUGUCUUUGACAAUAUGCGGCAAAGUCCAGGAUGAGCUGGGCGUCGAUGUACCAUCCACUCUCUUCCUUGACUAUCCCACUCCAAAGGAGCUCAUUGCCUUCUUUGGCCCAGCGGAUGAAGAGGGGCUAUCAACUCUGGACACGCCCACGGAGAGUCGGAGUAGCAAUGACGACUCCGGAUACAAGACUGAUUCAACCGACACCGAAACAGACGAUUCAGUCAUCGAUGUUAUUCGCACGACAAUUGCCAGUGAAACCGGUGUUCUUGUUAGUGACUUGACGCCCACUACUCCGUUUAAUGAGUUGGGAAUCGAUUCGCUAUUGUCUCUGACAAUCUCCGGUAAACUGGCCGAAAGUCUCAAAAUUGGUCUCUCGACGGGCAUUUUCAUGGAGAAUGAUAAUCUCGAGGCUCUCAGCAAGUCUCUCGGUCUGUCCCAGACCCCAAAUCCAAAACCGAAGCCAAAGAAGCAGCAAGCUCAAGCCGUUGUUCCCGUCCAGUCUCAAGAACCUAGCCAGAAACCGGGGUCUGGACCACACGCCACCUCCAACCUACUCUGGGGCAAUCCCCAGAUGGCAGAGAAAAUUAUAUUCUUCUUCCCAGCCGGCUCAGGCUCUUCGUCCUCUUACGCCUCUCUACCAAAGCUUGAGUCUGGUACCGCCGCAUACGGUCUUAAUUGCCCUUGGAUGAAGACACCCUGGGACAUGCCGAGCACACUGGCUCAAAUGGUCGGCAAGUAUGUGGAAGAAAUCCGUCGCCUUCAGCCCGUCGGACCAUACUAUCUCGGCGGUUGGUCCGCAGGAGGUAUAUGUGCAUACGAGGCAGCACAACAACUAGCUCGAGCUGGCCAGACAACGGAACGACUGAUCCUCAUCGACUCGCCCAACCCCGUCGGGCUGACGAAUCCGCCCAGGCGUCUCGCUGAUUUCUUUCAGAGUCUCGGGCUCUACGGGAGCAAGAAUAAGAGGGCUCCGCCGAUAUGGGUGCGUCCGCACUUUGACGCUUUUAUUCGAAUGUUGGAUGACUAUCAAGUUCAGGCCUGGGAUGAGGAGUGGACGGUGCCAGCACCACAGACUCAUCUUGUGUAUGCACGCGAUGGUGUUUGCAAUAAGCCGGAUAUGCCAUGGCCUGAGAUGGGGCCUGAUGCUCCCCGCGAGAUGGUUUGGCUGGUCAAUAACCGGACGGAUUUCAGCGGUGAGGGGUGGGCGUCUUUGGUUGGUCAGGAGAUGCGCAUUACAGUGCUGAGUGAUGUGAAUCAUUUCUCGAUUAUUGCUCCUGGUCCGCAUAUGGUUGAUGUUGCUAGGUUCAUUCAACGGGCUGUGUUGUAA
Aspergillus chevalieri is the source of this 5409-nucleotide messenger RNA. Its product is annotated as type I iterative PKS. NCBI's taxonomy places the organism in Eukaryota, Fungi, Ascomycota, Eurotiomycetes, Eurotiales, Aspergillaceae. The coding region runs from base 1 to 5409 and encodes 1802 amino acids. The transcript has 4 exons. The record is from RefSeq and is a predicted model, not a curated record. Gene Ontology annotation, molecular function: 3-oxoacyl-[acyl-carrier-protein] synthase activity; phosphopantetheine binding; fatty acid synthase activity. Gene Ontology annotation, biological process: secondary metabolite biosynthetic process; fatty acid biosynthetic process.